AUGAUAAAACGUUCAUCGCAUUUUGACUACAACCACAACUUCAGACAGGUUCAGGUCAACCCCACCCCACCCCAUACAGACAAUUUUCAGUCAAACCCACCCCAUACAGACAAGUUUCAGUCAACCCACCCCAUACAGACAAGUUUCAGUCAACCCACCCCAUACAGACAGGUUUCAGUCAACCCACCCCAUACAGACAAGUUUCAGUCAACCCACCCCAUACAGACAAGUUUCAGUCAACCCACCCCAUACAGACAGGUUUCAGUCAACCCACCCCAUACAGACAGUUUCAGUCAACCCACCCCAUACAGACAAUUUUCAGUCAACCACCCGGCACAAGUUUCAGUCAACCCACCCCACACAGACAAGUUUCAGUCAACCCACCCCAUACAGACAAGUUUCAGUCAACCCAUACGCACACAGACAAGUUUCAGUCAACCCACCCCAACGACAAGUUUCAGUCACCCACCCCAACAGACAAGUUUCUAA
Macrobrachium nipponense is the source of this 489-nucleotide messenger RNA. RefSeq lists its product as uncharacterized. Bases 1 to 489 code for a protein of 162 amino acids. The record is from RefSeq and is a predicted model, not a curated record. The transcript is spliced from 3 exons. NCBI's taxonomy places the organism in Eukaryota, Metazoa, Arthropoda, Malacostraca, Decapoda, Palaemonidae.